Molecule: messenger RNA, 2234 nt
Organism: Solea senegalensis (Senegalese sole)
Lineage: Eukaryota; Metazoa; Chordata; Actinopteri; Pleuronectiformes; Soleidae
Gene: adra2a
Product: adrenoceptor alpha 2A
Exons: 2
Coding region: 576-1820 (414 amino acids)
Biological process (GO): adenylate cyclase-activating adrenergic receptor signaling pathway
Cellular component (GO): membrane
Molecular function (GO): adrenergic receptor activity
Source: RefSeq, a predicted model, not a curated record
CCGCAUGUGUGUCGGUGUUGACACUCCGUGGACGCACAGUGACCCGGCGGCGAAGGGGACACUUUUUGCAGCGUGCGGGCUAUAAAGAGAGGGAGUGGCGCACUGGUGAACAGUGAGGAGAGAGACUCCACGCGCACACAGCAGCGCGGCAGCACCCGGGAUAACAUGAUUAGCGCUGUGUUUGGUCCACCGCCGAGCACAGCUAGAUGCAGCACAGGGAUCACUGUGCGGGGGGAGAGAGGAGACGCUUCAUCCGCCACAUGGAUCUUCUCUGUUUUCUAUUGAUCUUCCUAAAGAAGUUACCCGCUGACAGUUUCUUAGUGCCCGUGCGUCCCUGGCACUGGAGAGGUCGUGGCAGGUUGUGUUGCCUCAGAUGAACUGACAGAUGUGAAAAUCCAUUUCAGCUAUUCCAUGAGGUGGCAGUGCACAAUGAAAGAGAAAAACCCAUCCUGGAAAACCUCAGAGGAGUGAUUCACUUCCCUCCCUCUCUCUCAGCCGUACUAGCUCUGUCCGUCCUGGUGGAUGAUAUCUUAACCCCAGCUGAACUCACUUAACAAGUAGUCCAAUCUACUCCAAUGGAGUUUAACAACAAGACCAACCAGACGCUUCCAGAGGCGGCUCCUUACAGCCUUCAGCUGCCGCUCAUUGUGCUGGUGGGGAUCCUGAUGCUGCUCACGGUGUUUGGGAACGUGCUGGUGGUCAUAGCUGUGUUUACAAGCCGGGCCCUGAGGGCGCCGCAGAACUUAUUCCUGGUGUCUCUGGCAUCGGCGGACAUUUUAGUGGCUACCCUUGUGAUGCCCUUCUCCUUGGCCAAUGAGCUCAUGGGAUACUGGUACUUUGGCAAGGUGUGGUGUGAGAUAUAUCUGGCACUCGAUGUUCUUUUCUGCACCGCCUCUAUUGCUCACCUCUGCGCCAUCAGCUUAGACCGCUACUGGUCCAUCACACAGGCCAUCGAGUACAAUCUAAAGAGGACGCCGCGGCGCAUUAAGUGCAUCAUCUUCAUCGUGUGGGUCAUCGCGGCAGUUAUCUCCUUCCCGCCCCUUAUCACCAUGGAGAAAGAGAACAGCGAUAUGGGCGGCGUGUGUAAAAUCAACAAUGACAAGUGGUACGUCAUUUCCUCCUGCAUCGGCUCCUUCUUCCUCCCCUGUGUCAUCAUGGUGCUGGUCUAUGUGCGGAUCUACCAGAUUGCCAAGAAGAGGACGCGGGCGCCUCCAGGAGACCGGAAGCGGAUGCCAAAGACGGCCACAGUUGCUGCCGCUGAUGCAAAGGAAAACGGCCUGGGUGCCGAGGACCACCUCUGCCAGGAGAACCUGAACGGCAAGCGGGACGUUGAGCUUAAGAAAGGGGUGGGAGGAGAAGGGGGAGCAGAGGAGGAGAAAGGAACGAUCAAUGGAGUGGAUAUUGAGGAGUCGUCGUCGUCUGACCACAAAGUGAAGAACCCCUGCUCAAUCAAAAAGAAAGUGUCCAAGAGGGGAACCAAAAUGAGCCAAAUCAAACCAGACAAUGAUGCCCACAAGCAGGUGCAAUGCAACAAAGGCAGCCGCUGGAAGGGCCGCCAGAACCGAGAGAAACGGUUCACCUUCGUCCUGGCCGUGGUCAUCGGAGUGUUCGUCAUCUGCUGGUUUCCCUUUUUCUUCACGUACACGCUGACGACGGUGUGCGAGUCGUGCCCCGUGCCUGACACCUUGUUCAAGUUCUUCUUCUGGUUCGGUUACUGCAACAGCGCUCUGAACCCCAUCAUUUACACCAUCUUCAACAAUGACUUUAGGAGGUCCUUCAAAAAGAUACUGUGCAGGCGGGACGCUCGGAGGUACGCGUGACAGGCUCCACCGCCGUGUACAUACUUGUUUUGUUGCUAUGUUGUACAUCGAGGCCAUCAUACGUGGAUCACCUACUCGUGAACGCUCUAUGGUAGAACUGCUUGAACAGGCUUCUCUGCAGAAUGAGCUUUUUACGUCGCAGCAUUUUCUCUUCCCCAAACGUCCGUCACCCACAGCUCCAACAUGACCACGGCCACACAGGACGCCACAGUGAAGACAUGUUUUUAUUGUAGAUUUUAUUGUAUUUUUAUUUUUAUAAAACAAGGAAAAUAUAGUGAAGUCCAUCCUAUGUGUUGUACAGAAUGACCUGUCUGAAUAUUUGUCUCUAUUUUGAUGAUGAGAUGAUGAUGAGAAUGAAUAUGAGGAAGGUGAUGAUGAUGAUGGCUCUUUAAAGAAUAAAACCUAUUACAUGAA